Equus quagga is the source of this 465-nucleotide messenger RNA. RefSeq names its product spermatogenesis associated 19 (gene SPATA19). Bases 1 to 465 code for a protein of 154 amino acids. The transcript has 6 exons. NCBI's taxonomy places the organism in Eukaryota, Metazoa, Chordata, Mammalia, Perissodactyla, Equidae. The record is from RefSeq and is a predicted model, not a curated record.
AUGAUCAUUACAACAUGGAUUGUGUACAUUUUUUCCCGGAAAGGUGUAGGGUUCCCCUUCCCACCAAAAAUCAGUUCGGAUGUUGAAGUUGUGGAAAGCGAGGCUGUGUCUGUAGUACAGCACUGGUUGAAAAAAACUGAAGAAGAGGCUUCCCAGGACAUAAAGGAGAAGAUGUCCACCAACGGCCCUCCCACCCAUGGCCAAGAUGUACAUGUGACCAGAGAUGUGGUCAAGCACCAUCUCUCAAAGUCUAAUUUGUUAGCAAACCAGAGUCAAGAGGUCCUGGAGGAAAGAACAAGAAUCCAGUUCAUAAGAUGGAGCCAUACCCGUAUCUUCCAAGUGCCAAGUGAGGUGAGAGACGAUGUUCUGCGAGAGCGAAUAGAGCAGGUGAGACAAAGCAUAAGCCGUCUUACGGACGAAGCAUCUCAGGAGCUUCGCAACAGAACUUCCUACUCUGACUGCUAA